CUCAAUGACAUCAUCUGGAUCCACCAAGCAUACCAUUGGAAAGAUGGUAACUUUAUCUGCAAAACAAACCCUUAAAAUAGAAUUUCCACUAAGCCAAUUGAGAGAACCAUGCCUCCAAAGUAUGUACCCUGAACACGGAUUUUGACUUAGCCAAAUUCUGCCUUUCUUCUUCCCAACUUCGAUAGCUUCUUUGGCAAGUAAUUGUGACUUGUAGAAGUGUCCAAUUUGGAUCAUAUCAUUACUCACAGCAGAUUUAGACCAUUGGCUUCGCAUGAACCUCCUUCAUGCGAGGAGUGACAAUUGUGGCGUCCCAUGGUCUACGAAGUUCAACAUUUCUCUUUGCACCAUAUGGAAGAUCCGAAAUGAUGGAGUUUUCAGCAACGAGAGUAAGGCUCUAUCACCGCACUCUCUUCGGCACGCCAUACACAUCAAGGUGAAGCUCUGGCAUUUGGCAUGGAUGGCGCCUUCCCCACUGCAGCUUCGAGGCCAAAACAGGCCGGACAGGGUUGCGGCUGACAUUGGGUGGGUCGCCCCUCCCCGAGGCUGGUGUAAGCUUAAUAUAGAUGGUGCUUCGCAGGGAAAUCAGGUAAAGCAGCUGUUGGUGGAGUUCUACGGGAUGAUCACAGUAGCUGUUCGGAGGCUUCGUUUACUUUAUUGGUUGUUGUUCGGCGGUGUGUGCUGAGCUAUGGGCCUUUAAGCAAGGCCUCGAGCUGGCAUAGAGAAGAGGACUGAGGUAACUCAUUGUGGAGACAGAUUCCCAGUUGGCGAUCUAUCUUAUUCAGAAUAGGACAGAUCAAGUUCACCCCCUAGCUUCGCUUCUGAACAUUAAUCGCAGGCUCUUGGCUCAGGAUUGGCUGUUUAAUGUAAGACAUACAUACUGUGAAGAGAAUAGAGUCACAGACUGGCU
This is a messenger RNA of Linum trigynum, 907 nucleotides long. The record is from the annotation of a GenBank genome assembly. Lineage: Eukaryota; Viridiplantae; Streptophyta; Magnoliopsida; Malpighiales; Linaceae.